Messenger RNA from Notothenia coriiceps (black rockcod), 2405 nucleotides. RefSeq names its product cytoplasmic polyadenylation element-binding protein 3-like. NCBI's taxonomy places the organism in Eukaryota, Metazoa, Chordata, Actinopteri, Perciformes, Nototheniidae. The transcript has 3 exons. Gene Ontology annotation, cellular component: cytoplasm; nucleus; neuron projection. The coding region runs from base 1338 to 2390 and encodes 350 amino acids. Gene Ontology annotation, molecular function: mRNA regulatory element binding translation repressor activity; ribosome binding; translation factor activity, RNA binding. The record is from RefSeq and is a predicted model, not a curated record. Gene Ontology annotation, biological process: negative regulation of cytoplasmic translation.
AAAUUUAAGAAGAUCAACAACCACUAUCUGUGUGUGCAUGCUGUUUUGUCGUUUGUGUAGAGGGGACAUACCAUGGAUUAAAGGGGAGAUAUCAUGGCAGGACAUAUUCAUGAAAUGUAUCGGAUGGCACGAUAAACAGGCGUUAGAAGGGUCAGGAUUUGGCCGUGUGUGUGGUUUAAAGGGCCGGUGCUGAUUAUGCUGCUUUCAUGACCUUGGAAGCGCAGCUCUUGGAGGAGAAAAACACGGAUUAACCAUAGGGUGUGUACAAUGUUGGAUAUUGCGACUAUCUUGAAAGCCAAACUUGUAAAAUGAUCCGACAUGUCAUCUGGACUGUCAUUGUGAAAGUCUACAGUCCUCUGCAUUCAUGUUAUUGGGAGGCCUCUGUGCUGUCUGCAUGCUAGCUCUCCUGCAGUCACGGUUCCGGAGCUUCAUCAGUGUUAUUGUGGGUAUAACAUUAAUUAUGGGUUUUAAUUUAGUAUGAUUUCAACGUUGGGUGAUUUGACUAUGGGUAUGGAUGUGCCUCGACGUGCUGACAUCUGACAUGAUGUGUUCAAUUCCUCAGCCUUGGAUCCGGCAUAUUGUGGUCUAUUUGCAUUUUUCUCCUAGCCUAACUGUUGGGUUUAAUAAUGUGGUUUUCUGAAUGCAAAAUUAACGUCCUGAUAAUAUUCCAGGGUGUGCUUGUUAAGUGGCAAGGCGUUAUCUCUGAUAUGCAAAGUAAAGGCUGCGUUAAAGGGUUCAAUAUAUAGUGUGUAACUUUGAAUAUUCGAUACACACAGCUUUCAGUCAUGUUCCAGCAUUGCCUAUAAGUUAUUCAGAUGCAAGUGGGUACAUCUUGUAUAAUGCUUACUCGUUGCUGCAUGUGUCAAUGCGGACCUCAGGGAGAGUCCCUCUUUGCGCUAUAAUAAAACCCCUGACUAUAAAUCAUAUCAUUGAUGUUUGGACUUUUUUUAUUGAGUUUUAGGUUACUAGGUUAAAUUGUCUUUUUCAUUGUGUUAAAAAUAGCAUAGUCUAAGACUGACAUGUUUUAAUUGUAACAUGAGACAUCUUUGCGGUAUAAUAAACCGGCUCAGGUGCGUCAUUUCCCACUGCGUAAAAAGGGGCGAAGUGUGCCAUUUGGUUGAAGUCGGUAUAUUUUAUUAUAACAGCUCUGUUGUCGCGUGUGUCGAAGUGCCUGGGUCACCCUGCCUUGCUUGAAGGACAGCUGUAUUAACUGACGUAUGUAAAUGAAUAUAGGGGAGGUCCUUGGGUGAAAAACACACACACUGAAUCAGUUUGCAACUCCGGAGUUCCUGCGUGGAAGGAAAAAACGGGACGUGGCGAAAUCUGCUCAGCAAACCAUGCAGGAUGAUUUACUGAUGGACAAAAACAAAGCCCAGCCUCACCAUCAGCAAGACCCGACGCAAGUAGACCCUCCUCCCUCAACCCCGACCCCGUCAUCGGAGCCCACUUCUUCUUCAUCGGAGUCGGAGAGCCCGUCUUCGGCUUCAGUGCUGAACAGCAGGGACAAGAUGCCGAUGGAGUCGCCGAUCCUGCCCGGGUUGAGCUAUCACCACCAGCCGCAGUCUGAGACCGGCGGCCCCCUGUCUUCCCCGUCCUCCUCGUACGGGAGCACUUGGUCCACGGGAACCACUAACUCCGCCGUGGACGACAGCUUUUUCCAGGGAAUACCCUCGGUGAACGGGACGAUGCUUUUCCAGAACUUCCCCCAUCAUGUCAACCCGGUGUUCGGGGGGAAUUUCUCCCCGCAUAUGGGUCUGGCUCCCCAGUCCCAGCAGCACCAACAGCAAGCCCAGCAGCAGCAGCAGCAGCAGCAGCAGCAGCCGCCGCAGCAGCCCCCCCAGCAGAGGAGAUCCCCUGUCAGCCCCAACCAAGGCCCCUUCCCCCAGAGAAACGCUUAUCAGACCAUUAUGAAUAACAGCAAAGUGUCGUCGUCCUCUUCUGGUUCGUCGUCCGCUUGGAAUAAUCACCAAAACGCGGCUUGGAGCACAGCCUCCAACCCGUGGAGCGGGCUGCAGGCGGGCAGGGACCCGCGCAGAGCGGUGGGUGUCGGGGUUGGAGUCGGUGUCGGGGUGCCCUCUCCCCUGAACCCCAUCUCCCCCAUGAAAAAGCCCUAUAGCAGCAACGUUAUAGCACCACCCAAGUUCCCAAGACCCGGUCCCCUCACCCCAAAGCCUUGGAUGGAGGACAGCGCCUUCAGGACUGACAACAGCAACAACAUACUGCCUUUCCAGGACCGGAAUCGGCCCUUUGAUGCUUUUAGCUUGCACUCUUUGGAGAAUUCCUUAAUGGAUAUGAUAAGGACUGACCAUGACAAAGGUAAACCACACCCUGCCGGUGGCCCACCAAUGACUAUCGCUGAUAUUAUAUGGAGGAAUCAUUUUGCAGGUUAGGAAUAUUCAUAAUGC